Molecule: messenger RNA, 465 nt
Organism: Adineta steineri
Lineage: Eukaryota; Metazoa; Rotifera; Eurotatoria; Adinetida; Adinetidae
Source: the annotation of a GenBank genome assembly
AUGUCUCAUAAUGUAAAAUUGCGAAAAUUAACUUCCAGUCAAAUAAAAGAACUUCGACAAGCAUUUGAUUUGUUUGAUACAGAUAAUAGUGGUGGUAUCUCAGUAGUGGAAUUAAAACAAGCAUUAGGUGCAUUGGGUGUUAAAGUAACUGAUCAAGAAGCACGUCAGAUGUUUUCAGCAAUUGAUAUAGAUAAAAAUGGUCGAAUUGAAUUUGAAGAAUUCGCUGAUGUUGUUGCUGAUUCUUAUUUUAAAAAAUUUUCACGUGCAGAAAUACUCGAAGCAUUUCAACGUUUUGAUCAUAAUCAUGAUGGUUAUAUUGAAGUGGAUGAAUUAAAAAGUAUUUUAGCUAGACUUGGAAGAAAUUUUUCAAAUGACGAAGUUCGUCGUAUGAUUGCACAAGUUGAUCGAGAUGGUAAUGGAAAAAUAUCUAUUGAAGAAUUUGCUGCACUUGUUGAAAACCAUUGA